Physcomitrium patens is the source of this 2839-nucleotide messenger RNA. RefSeq lists its product as uncharacterized. NCBI's taxonomy places the organism in Eukaryota, Viridiplantae, Streptophyta, Bryopsida, Funariales, Funariaceae. The record is from RefSeq and is a predicted model, not a curated record. Gene Ontology annotation, molecular function: metal ion binding.
CCCUUCUCUAAACACACCACCUUCGGCGUCAAGUGUUCCCUGCAACUGUGUGUGUGUGUGUGUGUGUGGUCUUGUUGGUCGAUGUGAGAGACGGAGAUCGAGAGAGAGAGAGUGACUACGAAGUGAUAUCUUGUGCAAAACCAUUGAGGAUACAUGACUGAAUGAUUUGAAGCAUUUUCGUGCUGUACUUUUGAUACAACAAUCGUCUAGCAAGAGUCAAGUGUCGUACUCUUUCGAGAUGCAGUAGUUCCCAUUUCUGAGUUCAGCGCAGCUUCGAGUAUCUCUGAGUUUAUUACUGAUCUUGAUCUACUUGUUCUAACUUAUCAAAACACUCCUGGUCAACUUUAAUUGUCUCUGUGAACAGAAGAGUAGUUGUGAGCCUCCUCGUCUGCUGAAGUUUCUUUAAGAAUACUUAGUAGUACCUGGAAGUUUGUACUCGAAGGUUGCUGAGCGCAGUGACUUGUGCGGCUAUUCAAGUUUUCCUACAACCAGAUUCUUAAUUGUUUUCGAGAAUAAGAAGUCUAGCGCGUGCGAUGGCGGGGCAGUACUUCUACGACCCCCGACCCUACUACGGGGUCAACAAUCACAGCGGCUUGAUGCCUUUGGACGAGGUUUUUUACGGAAGGUACGAGCCCGUCCCCUACUGGAUGGAUCAGCGAAUGGCGCCAGUGUCAUUCGAGGAUGGUUACUUCUCUAACCAAAAACAAAUGAUGUAUAUGCCUCGAAGGCCCGAAAUGCAGCAAUACAUCCAGCGGGAGGACAACCUCAUGGCUUACAAGAGGCCGGAGGUGCGGGACGAUGUCUACACGGACAUGUACAGGCGGCCACAGCAGAUGAUGAGGCCGGAGGUGCGAGACGACAUGUACAUGGACAUGUACAGGCGGCCACAACAGAUGAUGAGGCCGGAGGUGCGAGACGACAUGUACAUGGAUUAUUCCAAGCGCCCAAUGCAUUUCAAUGGAGCGCCUACGGGCGGCUACGGGGCGUAUCCCGAAAUGCGUCAGCUGCGAGGACAAUCACAAGAUGAUACAUGGCUUCACACCAUGACUCCAAUGGGUGCCAAAUCUCAGAGCAAGUUCACUGGCCGGGGUCUAGAGUCGCAGGGAAUGAUGGUCCGCAACGGCCCUGACCAGCUACGACUAGAGGAGCCGAUGGGCUACAUGCCCAGUAGAAACAUUGGCGGUGGUGAGCAGUGCCAGCAGAUGGGAAUGCCAAUGGGCCCGGUAAGCAACGGUCGGAAGAGUGACGGAGAUCAGUACAUGACUCGGCAGAUGGAGAUGCCUGUGAACCAAAUGACAAGCAGUACCAUCAACCACGGCGGGGAUCAGUACCGGCAGAUGCCUGUGAGCAACAAGACCAGCAACGGCAACAGCAAUCAGAACAACAAACAGAUGAACUUGCCGAGAAACCAGUCCGCCAAUGGAUACAACAUCGUGAACAACGGGUAUAACGGGUACGAGCAGUGGAAUGGAAAAUCCCAAGGUCAAGGUGACAAAUCCAUGCGCUCCAGUGGGAACCAAGGCAACACGAAGCAGCGCGGUUUCUCACAGAAUAACGACAGUUCCGACGAAGAAGACGACGAUGACGAGUACGAGAAUGGAAACCAUGGUACCAAGCGGAGCUCCAACAACAGACACUAUCAUCAGGGCGAAAAGCAGCAGCUAUUGCGCAACAAGUUCGACAGCCAAAACUACGGCUCGGAGAAGACGGGGUUGAAAUCAAAGUUUAGCGGGCAAGGGAAGUCGAACAGCAAUCAGGCUUAUGGAAACACUCACUCAGGCCAGAACCAAAGCAAGACGAGCCAGAAGUUGUAUCAAGACACAUGGGACAGCUCUUCGGAUGACGACGAGGGUUUCACUUACACCAAGAAAGCUUCUAAGGGGCAGCACAUGCUGAGCACUACUAAGGUCCAGCACAGCGGCCAUGGCCAUGGUAACAAGCAGCAGUCCAGCUUCCAGGACCACAACCACCACGCCAAGCAAACACAAUAUGGCAGUAACCAAUCGAAAUGUGUGGAGCUCAAGGUUCCGAUCUGCUGCGACAACUGCGAACGGAAAGUGAGGAAUGCCUUGGAAUACAUGGAUGGUGUAGAAAGUGUGUUGUGCGAUCAAUGGAGCAGGAAGGUGAUCGUCUACGGCAACGUGAAGCCAGAAACUGUGCUCAAGAAGGUGAGGCGAGUGAAGAAAACUGCCGAGUUAUGGCAACAAUCGAAGCAACAACUGCAACAGGUCCAGUUAUACUGAGUCAAAAAUUCAAAAAAACAUUCUGCGCCUUGGAUGUUCUGCCGUGUAUAUACAGUUCACCUUCUCAGUUACCAAAUUAUAUAGAUACCUUCUUUGAGUUUGACAAUUGAAGAUUUUUGACACAUACCCAGUUCCCACAUAGACUCAAAUUCAUCUUACGAACGACUGUCAAUCGUUAGGCUGAGAGGAAAUCCCACACAAUGCGUAGUAAUUGAUACAUUCUUCUUCACCAAGCUAGUAUACAGAAGGUCUGACUCAUCAAUCUCCACAUGGGGAGUCUCAAAAACAUGAGAUAUUACUGAGUGUUUUCACUGUUGGUCGUUGAUUAGAGAUUUCGCUCAGUUACCAGACAUUCGAACGAUCGUCAAUAUUGUCCGGAUGGGCUUCCCUGCCGACUUCACGAGGCUCACAUUGGGCAACUGUUACUGCCGUCUUUCUUACAAAAUUUCUAAAAUAAAACUGAAAAGAACGAAAACCCAAAAACCUUUUUUCCCAAUACAAAUAUCUUCCCGAGCUCUCUCAUGGAUAGCCAUUCCUGUGCAUUGCUGUGGUCCUUUUUUCGAUAUUUAUCGCAACAUAGACUAUGAUUGUGACUG